CAGGAGUGCGCCCGGCUGGUGCGGGUCUAGGGGCACAGUGUCCCGGCUCCUGGCUGCGUGCGGUGUCGCGGGUGUGCGGGUGUGUACCCUUCACGCGGCGGGGAACUGACUCAAAGUCACACUCCUAGGCAUUUGUGGCGCGGCUGGCCGCCGCCAGCCCGAGGGGGCGAACGCGAGCCCCGGCCUCUGGAGCCAGCCGCUGGGGGCCGCGGCGCCACUCCCAGAGCUCCGGACCCCUGGCUCUGGAGAAGUUACUGGGGUCGUCACCCUGCCCGCCUACCUCUCCCGCUGUCGGAACUUGAGCACACCUCCAACCCCCGGCGCCAAGGCCCUGUGCCCAGCUUCCCUUCCGGCCAACACCCCUUCCCCUCUGCACGCACGCGGUGGCGGCGGCCAGAAGUCCCUGGGUGGCUUUUUAAUGACAUAGAUAGGCAAGAGCCAGGCGCUGCCCUGAAUUCCGGCCCUGGCAGUGGCAGAGGGAGGUCCGAAGGAAAGGGCAGAGAGGACCUACUCUGGGAAUGGCAGGGACAAAUCCAUCCUGGUGGGCCCUGCUCAGGGAGGUGUGAGUGAGAUUGGGCAAGAGGCUGGGACUGCCUCAGAGAGCCCCAGGGUGCCUGCCCUGCAGCAGCUGCCUGGUCCACAGAAGCCUGAGGGCAGACUGGGCCUGCAGUGUCUGAAACACAAGUCACAGGACAGGUGGGGUGUGUCUGUUUCUUCCUCAGGCUCCCUGGUAACACUUGUCCUGCUCAAGACUUGCUGUCCCACUGCUUAAGCAUUGCCAAGGGUUAGCUCUCCUCUUCAGCUUUGGCUCAUGUAUUUAUUUUUAAAAUCCAGUUUUAAGGUAGAGAACAAGGGAGGCAGUGAGAACCUGUCCAGGCCCAGCCCCUGCCCCAGCCCAGGCCCUUCCUGGAGCUCAGGGUUCAGAUGCCUGCUGGGACUCCCGGGGCAGUUCCUCUGACACUGCCUCCACGUCUGUUAGGGAAGAAAAGCCUAAUGCCUUUGGGGCUCUUGGAAGGGAUGGAGGUGAGUGGAUGGUUCGGGUUCUUACAUUAUUCUCAGACCCAUGUCCCGGCGGCGUGGCAGUUGCUGGCUCCACUGAACUCCCCUGACAGUUUCCCAAAGCUGGGGUGGCAGUCCCCCAAGCUGCUGCCCAAGAGGUUUCCCUGGGAUGUGGAAAGAAAAUAGGAGAAAUCUUAAUUCUAUUUCUUUUCAUCUCAUCCUUUACAAAUUUUAUGUAAGUCUUAAGGUGUAGGAAUGUAUUUGUGUCGUAGUCUGGCAUCUAGUUUCUAAGUAGGUGCAUGUAUCUAUUUUGUGAGUGCACACUUGUGCCUUUCACAGAAGAGGGUGUGUACUCGGAAGUUUGGAGGGAUUGUCCACAGUAACUGAGCCAGCCCUUCGCUCUCUGGUCUCCCUUGUCUUUCUGCCUUCAUCGUCUAAUAUUCUUCCCCUUUCUUCCUCUUCUCCUGAUGCCUCCACGGUGACAUCAUUGUCCACUGCCACUCAACUUUCAGGAACCUCAGGACAGACGGCAGUGGCUGCUGAGAGCUGGCGGGGCCAUUUUGGCCCCUCGCCUGUGGCUGUCUUCUGCAGACUUGGUCUGGGAGGGGAUGGGGCAGCUGAGCCAUGUGCACCACCCUCCUCCUGCUCAGCACCUUGGCCAUGCUCUGGCGUCGCCGAUUUGCCAACCGCGUCCAACCAGAGCCCAGUGGCAUGGAUGGGGCAGUUAUGGGCAGCAGCUUGGACACAGACCUCCAGUCCUCAGUCAGGGAGAAAGAACCUCUGAAGUAACCCCUGACCUCUGCAGGUGGGGCUCAGCCCCAGAGACUGGGAUCAGCUGGCCCAGGCAGCUCAGGUCCCAGUUUGUCCUGUAGCCCAGGAGGACGCUGUGGGAGCCGAAUCAGCAGCAACAGGGAGACCAGGAAAGCAGCAGUGAGAAGGUAGACGCCUCCCUCCCAGGCCCUGGACCUGCCAGUCUUCGCUCCCCGUGAGGCCCUGGCUGUGGGGCUCCCGACCAAGACCUGGCUGGGGCUGGCACGAGGAGCAGAGAUGCCCAUUGCUCUUGGAGGAGUUCCCUUCUCUCUGAGGCUUCUCUGAGGGACUGCUGAGCCGGAGGAAGCCAGGUUAAUUCCGGGACAGCCCUGGAGCCCAGGCAAGGGGCAGGAAAAGUGAGGAGUGAGGAGACUCCAAAACCAAGGGACAGCCAGUAACUCACAUCUGCUGAUCAAGGGCUUCCAUGCACUCUCUGAUUCAAUCCUCGCAGUAACUCACACAGACUGGGAAUAUUAUCUACAUUUUAUAAAUGAGCAAACAUGUAAAGAGGUUCAAUUAUUUGCUCUAAAUCGCCUAGCUAGUAAGUGGGGGCACCAAGGCUCGCAGGGAAGCUGCAGAGCCCAUGCUCUUAACCACCAUGGCACGGCCUCCCUGACACCUAACAGUUUGCAGCUGCCUGGUGAAGGAGGGGGCGUCGGCCUGACUGCCUGUAUGUCAGCCCAGGAGCUACUCUGUUAGACCUGGGGCUGGUGGUCCAGGGCUGUGCAAGUGUCGGUUUGCCGUGGUGGUACUCACCUCCUGUGGCAUUGGCUUUUCC
This is a messenger RNA of Lemur catta (Ring-tailed lemur), 2587 nucleotides long. It is a transcript of the gene PRCD, whose product is annotated as photoreceptor disc component. The record is from RefSeq and is a predicted model, not a curated record. Gene Ontology annotation, molecular function: opsin binding. The transcript is spliced from 5 exons. Gene Ontology annotation, cellular component: photoreceptor outer segment membrane. Bases 1624 to 1788 code for a protein of 54 amino acids. NCBI's taxonomy places the organism in Eukaryota, Metazoa, Chordata, Mammalia, Primates, Lemuridae.